Molecule: messenger RNA, 1120 nt
Organism: Schistosoma mattheei
Lineage: Eukaryota; Metazoa; Platyhelminthes; Trematoda; Strigeidida; Schistosomatidae
Source: the annotation of a GenBank genome assembly
GUCAGGUCUAUCUCCACAACGACCUUGACCAAGGUUAAAGGGGAAUUUUUGGGAAAUAGUUGGGGAUUUUCUCAGACCUGGGGGAAAUUUGAGGUUUGGUGCCAUUAUCCCGAAAUUUCCCCAAAGUUCACUAUAGCGGCUUCCCCAAAAUUCACCGAAAGUUGUUCAAACGUUUGCCAGAUUUGGGAGCUCGGGAUGUUUGAAUUUAAAUUCUAUGCGAACAGUGAUGACAAAGAAUUCAAGCGGCAUGACAUUGUGACGUAUUCUAACUUAGUUCAAUCACUCACUUUAAGUGAUGGUUACAGAGAUGUUUUAAAUUUGCGCACAGAUUUUCAUGCAAUCGCAAACGGUUCAAAACUGUGGUACAUUGCUGAAUCUGUUCUCGAUGAUUAUCUACGCAAACUGCCCAAAAGUGAACUCAAUGUAUUCGACGCUGUUCACGCACGUGAGGAUGUCAAACCCGGCUUCAUUGAAGGUGGUUUUACUCUGUGGGAUGGCAGCAAGGAUCUCGUCGAUUACAUAUCAAAAUAUUUUUCGGAAAGAAUGUGUGGAAAAAACGUCUUAGAACUAGGUUGUGGUUGUGGACUACCAGGUAUAUUCGCUAUCAAGGCUGGUGCCCGCUUAGUUAGGUUCCAAGAUUACAAUUCCGAAGUUUUAAAGUGCUGGACUAUUCCUAACGUCAUCAUUAAUUCAGGAUCUCAAAAUGAUGCUGAUAACCACAAUGAACACACUCAGUUGGAAUUCUACAGCGGGGACUGGUUUCAUCUUUCAAAGCUUUGGCAGUCAAGCGCCAAUGUGAAGUUUGACUAUAUCUUUACUAGUGAAACAAUUUACCGCACAGACCUAUAUGAAAGAUUGCACAACAUACUUGAAACUAGUCUAUGUCAAUCUGGGAUCGUUUUGUUAGCUUGUAAAGCUUCUUACGGACCUGGAGGUAACAUUUUUGACUGGUUAACUUAUGUCGAGAAUCUAGGCGUGUUUCAGACAACUACUUUCAAAUUGACAACUUCUGGGGUAAUGCGAUACAUCGUGAAAAUGAUCAGAGCUUAAUUUGUUUCGAUCAACUUGUUUUGUAUAUUCUUUUUGUUCCGACUUAAUAAAUAAGAUAAAUGUUGACCGU